AUGUGGGACAUUGAAAAUUUAUCGAUUUAUACUCAUAUUUUAAUAGAUUGGAAUUAUAUGCUUGAAUAUAUUGAAAUUAGUGAUGAUGAAGAAUUGUUAUUAAAUUUAUUUAUAAUCGAUAGCUUUCACUUGAUCGCUUCUAGAAAAGGAGAAAGAUUAUUAUAUAUUUCAAACGGGCAAUAUAAAUUGGUUGAUCCUUAUAACCUCGAAAAUCCAAUUGAUGCGAAACUAAAAGAUACAAAUAGCAUCCCAAUUCCAUCUAGAAAGAUAGUUGAUAUUAUAACUAAUAUAACUAAUACUAUAACUGAUAAUAACUAUUCUAAUGAUAAUAGAAAAGUGUUCGAAGGGAAAAUUUUAAAAUGGGGGUUGGAAUUAGAAGAUAAAUCAGUCAGACUUACAGUAAUUGAUUUUAAUUAUGAUGAGAAUGAUUGGAACCCAGAUGAUAAAAAGAAGCAAUUAGACAUUCUUCCAUCAUUUUAUACUGAUGAUGGGAAAAAUUUUAUACUUCAUUGUGAAGUUCUCGAAAAUGAUGAUUUAAUUACAAUUACGCGUAUUGGUGUAAUUAUCUGGACUUAUAAAACAAUCUGUGAAAAUUUGGAUGUUAGAUUUGGUGAAAAAAAACUUUUCGAAGAGCUUUUGAAAAACGAUAUUGAUGAUGAAUUUUAUUUAGCUUGCUAUGGAGAAGAGCUUAUGAGAGCAUUUAUUUCAUUAAAUUAUGGUAAAUGGAUUCGAUAUUUAGGUCAGCGCUGUUUGGAUAAGUGUGUGCAAAAUGAUAAUUAUCUGAUUUCUAAAAUUUCUUUGUUGAGUAUUAUUUUUGAAUGGUUUAAUGUAUUAUCGAAAUAUCAUCCUGCAUUUAUAGCAAAUAUUUUAUCCAGGAUAAGAUUUGUAGUUCCUUCUACUAUGGUAAUCCCAGACUCUUCACAUCUUUCUAGCUAUGGAAUAUACUAUCAUUUAUCUAAAACAUCCUCUCUUGAUAUUUUAAUUUCUAAAUUUUGGAAUCGUUGGGAUCGUUGGAGAUUUCAAAAUUGGAUUCGAAAUUUUUUUUCUAUACUUCCUGAAUUUAUUCUUGUUCCACUUCUCCUUCUUUGUUCAAUUCCAGCAGCAUUUUUUAUCGAACUUUAUAAAUUUUUUCAUGCAAAGCAAUAUUCAAUAAUACUUGCAGUUCCUUACCCAAAUUUUGUUUCUUAUCCAAAAUACUACAAUAUUUUGCAUGAAUCAAUAAUCCCAAGUAACAGUCCUUUUUCUCUUUCAAAUAAGUACAUCCAAGAUGAUAAAUGGUCGAAGCCUUAUUUUUCACAGAAUCUUAGAGAAGUUCUUCAACUUGAUGAUGAAGAGCAGCUCCCAAAAGAAUCAAUUAAAGAUCUGAAAACAUAA
Messenger RNA from Dentiscutata erythropus, 1374 nucleotides. NCBI's taxonomy places the organism in Eukaryota, Fungi, Glomeromycota, Glomeromycetes, Diversisporales, Gigasporaceae. The record is from the annotation of a GenBank genome assembly.